Prorocentrum cordatum is the source of this 1395-nucleotide messenger RNA. The record is from the annotation of a GenBank genome assembly. NCBI's taxonomy places the organism in Eukaryota, Dinophyceae, Prorocentrales, Prorocentraceae.
AUGGGCUCCCAGGCUCGGCGGCCCGCCGGGCCGGAGCCAGAGCAGGACGGCGCCGACGACGCAAGCGACGCCGCGGACAGCGAUGCCGCCAGGGAGGCCGGCGAGGGCGCGGACCCGAGGCGGCAGCUGUUCCGCCAGACGAGUGCGGCAGGCUCCCGCCCGGCCUCCGACGCCGACGAGUGGUCGGAUGGCAGCGCCGGCCAGGACACCCAGGCCCUGGCAGUCGCCUGGGCGCAGGCGGCCGACCCCACGCGCACGGAGUCCCCGGCUGCGUUCUGGGCGCAGUUCUCCGAACAUGACGCCGCGGAGGACGCCGCCGCGCUGGUUCUGGACAGGGAGGACGACGGCGGCGGCCACGGUGGCGGCGACGCCACGCCGGAGGAGGCAGGGCCGCCGCCCAGGGCGGAGAUGGACAGGCACGACGCGCUGGCCCAGGCGCUGGAGCAGCUGUCGCCGCGCACGCUCGCGCGCCUGCUCGGCCGGGCGCAGAAGAGCGACCUGCUGCGGGCCAGCGGCUCGGAGCCGGACGCAUCCAACGGCAGCUGCCCGGGCACCCCUCCGGUGGAGGGCGCCGGCCCCGAGCGCCCUCCGCUGCCGCCGGGAGCCCGCUGGGUCUCGCAGGAGGAGGCGGCGCUCGCGCGCUCGAAUGCGGCGCCGAGGCAGGACCAGCAGGGCCAGGCCACGUCCAUGGCGUUGCUGGCGCUGGCGGCGGGGGGCAGGUCCAAGAAGCCGGGGUUCCUGCUGUCCACGAGGUCGAAGGCUGCUGGCGCGCCGCUGUCCAGGGCCUGCAAGCUGCGCCCGAAGGCCCGGGUGGAGCCGAGGGUCGACACGGGGCUCCGGGGCAGCAGGCGCUCGUCGCUGGACCCCCGCGCGUCGGGCAGCGACGGCGCGGAGCCGUCGGAGGCCGAGGCCUCCCCGAAGUCGCCGCCGUUGGCGCCGCCGCCGGCUCCGCCGGGCGCCUCCGCGGAGGCGCCCCGAGCACCCCCGCCGGAGCCGGCCGACCCGCCCAAGAAAGGUAAAGGCAAAGGCAAGGGCCCGCCCCCGCCGCCGAAAGCGAAGGCCCCAGAGGCGCCGCCCGAGAAGAAGGAGGAGCCCGAGCAGAAGCCGCCCGAGAAGGGCAAGGGGAAGAAGGGGCCAGCUCCCCCAGCGCCCAAGGCGGAGGGCCCCGCCGAAGGCGCGGGCAAGGCGAAGGGCAAGGGCAAGGCCCCGCCUCCGAAGGCCAAGGCCGCCGCGAAGGCGCCGCCCACGAAGAAGGACGAGGAGGAGGGGGCGCACGCUCGCCGGCAGCUCGCGAAGCUGAAGCCGCUGGGCUGGCAGAAGAUCUUGAACACGGAGGGCACCAUCUGGGGAGAAGAGGACAACGACGCGGACAUGCAAGGCUCCCCGACGGGAUGA